Molecule: messenger RNA, 1387 nt
Organism: Branchiostoma belcheri (Belcher's lancelet)
Lineage: Eukaryota; Metazoa; Chordata; Leptocardii; Amphioxiformes; Branchiostomatidae
Product: CMP-N-acetylneuraminate-poly-alpha-2,8-sialyltransferase-like
Exons: 4
Coding region: 15-1082 (355 amino acids)
Biological process (GO): N-glycan processing; oligosaccharide metabolic process
Molecular function (GO): alpha-N-acetylneuraminate alpha-2,8-sialyltransferase activity
Source: RefSeq, a predicted model, not a curated record
AACGCAAAACGAACAUGGCGCGCAGAAGAACGUGUGUUCUGUUCCUAGCCUGUGGAUUAUUCUUUUCGUCGACUUUCUUCUUUUUACUCGGCACGAAGGCCUGGCAGAAUCACCGCUACGUUUCAUUUCAACCAGGUCUGAACAUGAGGACGCCGACAAAGGCAGUUUCGUCUGAAAACAGAGCCAACUCACUGAGAACACACGAGACUCCGGCAGUGAAUAUCGCUACAUCACAAGUUGAACUGAUAAGAAGGUGGAUUACGUCGUUCUUCAACCUGGACACAGACCUCACCGUUAUCAAGUCCCAAGUCCAAAUUGGCCAAACGAUCCAGUACGAAGCUUCUCGAAAUAAAAGCACCAACAUCACUGAAAAUUUCUUCCGUCUGAUUCCGGAAUCGUCGCCUCUCCUGGGCAGGCACUUCCGGUCCUGUGCAGUCGUGGGGAAUUCUGGGAUCCUCCUGGGCAGCCGCUGUGGUCCUCAGAUCGACUCUGCAGACUUCGUGUUCAGAUGUAACCUUCCCGCUAUCGAGGGGUUCGAGGAGGACGUGGGGACGAAAGCUAACUUCACCACCAUGAAUCCGUCCGUACUUCCACACGAUUAUGACGGAUACAUCAAUACUACCAGCGUACAGGACAGGUUUGUGAAACGAUUGCGUCUUCUCCACGACCAGAUUCUCCACAUCCCAGCUUUCGUAACAGUGAACGGACGUGAACACGUGGAGUUUGCCAACAGAAUGAUACUGGAACAUCACCUGCCAAUGAAGCUUUCGUAUGCACCAAGUGAUGCCAAUAAGAAGAUGAAAAUGUUGUGGGGGUCUUCAGAAUUCCAUACCAAGCGGCCUUCAACAGGGAACAUCUUGUACGUUCUGGCGACCUGUCUCUGCGACCAGGUACAUUUGUACGGAUUCUACCCGUUUGACAAGGAUGAAAAGGGGCGAGAUAUAAAGUACCAUUACUUUGGUGAAUUAAAAAACAGUACUCGCAACCACAACAUGACUGAAGAGUACCGGGCGUUUCAGAGGCUCCACCAGCGGAAAGCUCUGGUACUGCACACAGAGCCUUGUGAUAAUGUCAAGCUCUAAACAAUAAUCAGUCGUCAAUGUUUAGAUACUAUACAGCCACAUUUUUACAUCCAUUGUACAAUUACUGAUUGUUUACGCCCUAGAGAACCAUAGCCGCGGUAUAGCAUCUUGUUUAGUACUUAGUUCACAUCAGAAAAUUGUCUAUUGAAACAACAAUAGUACUACCGUGGCUAAAAUCCCGAAAAAGGAAAAUAAUAUGUGUGUUAUAAUUAGCGUUAAUAGUCAUAGUACUAACAUAGUACUGACCAAAGCGUGCAGGUAACAUUUAACCUUAAGCCAGAACGAUUCUAAUGUGUUGUGAAUAA